This is a messenger RNA of Chiloscyllium plagiosum (whitespotted bambooshark), 3270 nucleotides long. RefSeq names its product HNF1 homeobox a (gene hnf1a). The record is from RefSeq and is a predicted model, not a curated record. Gene Ontology annotation, biological process: insulin secretion; regulation of transcription by RNA polymerase II; positive regulation of DNA-templated transcription. Gene Ontology annotation, molecular function: RNA polymerase II cis-regulatory region sequence-specific DNA binding; DNA-binding transcription factor activity, RNA polymerase II-specific. Gene Ontology annotation, cellular component: nucleus. Lineage: Eukaryota; Metazoa; Chordata; Chondrichthyes; Orectolobiformes; Hemiscylliidae.
AAUAUUUAAACACAUAUGGUGGGGGUUGAGCUAUGAAAAAAGAAAUUGGAUUUGCAAAAAAAAAGCUUUUAUUAUUUCAAGCCUUUCAGAUGUAGAAAGAUGGGGGGGGGCAAAAAAGACAAUUUUUUAUAAGGAACGAUUGAAUGCAGUUUGAGUGUUUGACAUGUUUCCCUGCACUUUGUACAACAGUUAAAAUGGGGUCCAAAGUCCAAUGGCUGCAGGAGCGGAUGGAUAAAUGUGAACCCAGGAAAAUGUGCCCAGUUCGAAUGUAAACAGAGGAACCGAGGCCACGCUGGUGAUGACCAAAGCGGGUCACUUUCUGGUUUAGAAAGUAAUGGUUUUGGUGACUUACUUGUUUUUGGAAGAGCUUGCAAUUUAACUGAACAUGUGGAAAGAGUUCCAUAACAUCAAGGGACAUCUUAUGGCGAGGGGUAAAUAAAUUGGAACUAAAGAGGGGGAAGAGAGUGGAUUGUUACAAGUUUAGGCUGAGUGGGUUUUUUUUGGGGGGGUAGGUGUUGGUGGGAGAUGGUGACCAAAUUGACAGCCUUGCAGCAGGAGCUGGUCAAUGCAUUGGUUGGCUCUGGGCUCACCAGAGAGACCCUGGUCGAAGCUCUUCAGGAACUGGAGCCUUAUCCAGCUGGCCAGAGCGAGGAGGCUCAGGGCUCAGCGCUCAGCAUCCUCCCCAGCGAUGCCUCCAAACCCGAAUCCCUGCCGGCCUUACUGAACGGCCACAGCAACCCCGACAAACUCUCCGGGGACGAGAGCUCAGAGGACGGCGAUGAUGACUACGACACUCCGGCCAUCCUGAAGGAACCGCUCAAUCUCAGCCCCGAGGAAGCCGCUCAGCAGAAGGCGAUCGUGGAACAGUUUCUCCAGGAGGACCCAUGGAGGGCAGCAAAGAUGAUCAAGUGCUACAUGCAACAGCACAAUAUCCCCCAGCGAGAAGUGGUGGACACAACUGGCUUAAACCAGUCUCACUUAUCGCAACAUCUGAAUAAGGGAACGCCAAUGAAAAACCAGAAGAGGGCUGCUCUCUACACCUGGUAUGUCCGGAAACAGAGAGAGAUCGCCCAGCAGUUCAGCCAACCAACCCAAAAGGCAGGCCAGAAUGUGGCAGAGAGCAGGCAGCAGCUGUUUCUCUUUGCAGAGUACAGCAAUGCAGCUCAGGGAACUCCGGGGGAAGAACCUGUUGAAGAGCCAACCAGCAAGAAGAUGCGGAGGAACCGAUUCAAGUGGGGGCCCGCCUCGCAGCAGAUUUUAUUUCAGGCUUAUGAGAGGCAGAAGAACCCAAGCAAGGAAGAACGGGAAGCAUUGGUUGAAGAGUGCAACAGAGCAGAAUGUAUACAGCGAGGCGUUUCCCCAUCACAAGCCCAUGGCCUGGGCUCUAACCUUGUGACCGAGGUGCGGGUAUACAACUGGUUUGCGAACCGUAGGAAAGAAGAGGCUUUUCGUCACAAGUUAGCAAUGGAUGCGUAUGGCACUCAGCAACCCCACACAGUAACCCCAGUGACACCCCAUAGUAACUCGCCCAUGCAACCAAGUGCCUUGUCGCCCAGUAAAUUGCAAGGUAUAAGAUACGGGCAGCAAGCUUCCAAUGAUGUUGUGCCGACAUCUGUGAGUCAUCAGGGUAACAGCACCAUGGUGACAACUCACACUGUACUGCAGCCUGUUUCUCCUCCAGGUCUGGAGCCAAGCCAUAGCUUGUUAACGACUGAUACCAAACUGAUAGCUGCAUCAGGAGGAACCCUUCCCCCGGUCAGUACACUGACUGCGCUUCACAGUUUACCCCACAACCCACACGCUGUAGCUCAGCAGACCCAGAACCUCAUCAUGGCUUCCUUACCAAGCGUCAUGGCCAUUGCACCGAGUGAGUCAACCUGCCUGUCACCCGCACUCACCAAUGGGGGAGCUUCUGCUUUGGUCAUCGGCCUUGCUACGACUCAAGCUCAAAACGUUCCGGUCAUCAACAGCGUGGGAGGGAGCCUGACGACCCUUCAGCCCGUACAGUUUCCACAGCAACUGCAUGCCCACCACCAGCAGCCAAUCAUGCAUCAGGUCCAGGGUCACAUGGCUCAGAGUUCAUUCAUGGCUACAAUGGCCCAGCUUCAAAACCCACACGCUGUAUACAGCCACAAGCCAGAACUCCCACAGUACCACACCAGUCUCUUCCCCCAGACUAUGGUCUUCACGGAUGCCAGCAAUCUCAGCAGCCUCACCAGUCUCCCCAUGGCGAAGCAGGUUCUUACACUAAAUUCGGAAAGCCAGUCAGAAAACCAGAUCAAUACAUCAGCGCAGCAAGUCCCCUUACAGAAUCUGGAAGGUUCCAUUCAACAUAUCCAUCGGAUCUCUGCAAGUCCAGCCAUCACCACAGUUUCCUCAGGUAGUCUGGUCAUGUAUCAAAACACACAGCCAGCGGAUGGCCACAGCCACCUCCUGUCACCGAGUCAAAGCAGCAUUGAGACCUUCAUCUCGCCGCAGAUGUCCUCCACUGCACCGUAAUCUUGCCAACCAAAGCAGAAUACCUUGUAACAUGCUUUAGAUCUGGAUCUAGCCACUGGGGAGAAAGAAAGCAACAGGGGUUAACUGUACUUGCGGCAGUUGGUUUUUAAUAAAAGCCAUGAACAUUUUAUAAAAGAGGUACUUAUUUGCAUAUUUUUAACAGUAGAAUUACUUUAUUUUGAGAGAUAUUGAUGUGCAAUAUGUUUAAUGAAAAUCCUCAAAUCAUGUGUCAAAUCCAAGUGUUGCUUAAGGUGGAAGGGAUUGGGAGCUCCAUGGUUGGAGAAUUACAGGUGAAACACUUAUAAUUGUGCCUGGCCUUCCCCAGAUAUUCCCAAUAAUGUGAUACUCUAAAUAUAUUUGGCGGCAUCAAUUUUAAAUCUGCAUAUUGUGCUGUUAUUUUAUCCAUGUGAAUUAAAUCAAUAUGAUAAAAUUGAAGCUCUGAUUUUGAAAUAUCUUUUCCUGACUUAAUAAAAAUGUAUUUACUUUUUUCUCCCCUUACCCUGCUGAUUGUAAAAAUUGAAUUGAAAUAUUUAACUAACAAAUUGUGAAAUGUCACUGCAACUCACUUUGUAAACUCUGUCUUUUCACUCAAAAUUUACACACUAACAGUAUUAAAGUUCAUUCAGUUUGUAUUAUUGCCGAAAGCUGUGGAUGUCUUUUUCUUCAAUUGUACCUCCUGUUGUGAAAUAUAUGUGUUAUAGAUUAGAUUCCCUACAGUAUAGAAAAAGGUCAUUUCGCCGAACAAGUCCACAACAACCCUCUGAAUUUUAC